This is a messenger RNA of Staurois parvus, 648 nucleotides long. Lineage: Eukaryota; Metazoa; Chordata; Amphibia; Anura; Ranidae. The record is from the annotation of a GenBank genome assembly.
ACACUGGAAUCGGAAUGCAUGGGUGCUCACAUGAUUCAUUCAAUUGCACUACGUUUUUUUGGGGGACCUGCAUUCACUAUAUCUGGUCUCCCCGGACCCUGCAUUCACUAUAUCUGGUCUCCCAGGACCCUGCAUUCACUAUAUCUGGUCUCCCCGAACCCUGCAUUCACUAUAUCUGGUCUCCCAGGACCCUGCAUUCACUAUAUCUGGUCUCCCUGGACCCCGCAUUCACUAUACCCUGGUCUCCCCGGACCAUGCAUUCACUAUAUCUGGUCUCCCCGGACCCCGCAUUCACUAUAUCUGGUCUCCCCGGACCCUGCAUUCACUAUAUCUGGUCUCCCAGGACCCUGCAUUUACUAUAUCUGGUCUCCCCGGACCCCGCAUUCACUAUAUCUGGUCUCCCCGGACCCUGCAUUCACUAUAUCUGGUCUCUCUGGACCCUGCAUUCACUAUAUCCGGUCUCCCCGGACCCUGCAUUCACUAAAUCUGGUCUCUCUGAACCCUGCAUUCACUAUAUCCGGUCUCCCCAGACCCUGCAUUCAUUAUAUCUGGUCUCCCACAGUACACACAACAUGGAAGUGCAAUUAUUUUAGUAAAUAUAAAACUGCUAAAUACCUUUUCUCAUCAGCAGUAUAUAGGAGUCUUGUA